Molecule: messenger RNA, 408 nt
Organism: Penicillium malachiteum
Lineage: Eukaryota; Fungi; Ascomycota; Eurotiomycetes; Eurotiales; Aspergillaceae
Product: DNA-binding protein
Exons: 4
Coding region: 1-408 (135 amino acids)
Cellular component (GO): cytosol; nucleus
Molecular function (GO): DNA binding
Source: RefSeq, a predicted model, not a curated record
AUGGCAGACGCAGAGUUAGAGGAGAUCAGGCGAGCUCGUUUGGCACAACUUCAACAAGGCGGUCCUCGUGGAGGACCAAGUCAAGACAGUGGUCAAGAUGAACAGAGAAGGCAAGCUGAAUCGGAACGGCGUGCCGCCAUAUUGAACCAGAUUCUCGACCCCGCGGCCGCUGAUCGUCUUGGCCGCAUCCGCCUCGUCAAGGAAUCCCGUGCAGUCGAUAUCGAGAACAGACUCCUCAUGCUGGCGCAGACAGGUCAGUUGCGCCAAAAAGUUACCGAGGAACAACUUAAGGAGCUCUUGAAUGCCGUCGCAGAGAAUCAGCGCAAGGAGGAAGAAGAGCAGAAGAUCGUGAUUACUCGGCGAAGAGGCGGCUGGGAUGAUGAUGAGGAUGAUCUGCUUGACUUGUAA